AUGAAAGGUUAUGAUGAUAACGACGAUCAUCAUAUUAAAACAAGAUGCGUCAAGGCGAUACACAGAGAUAAAUUGAAAGCUCCACCAUCAUACUGCUACUCGUUCAAAGGUCUACUCGAGUUGAUACAAACACGACCAUUACUGCAGUGCUAUCAUUUCAUAUCACCACGACUAUUAAAAGAGAUCAUCAAAUGUAUCAACCCUCACCUCAAUCAUGCCACCAUUGACCAGACCACCUUUUCAAGACAACAACCCCAAUCAAACAGUAUCAGUGCUAGAUUCGCAGCCACCUCACCAAUGGCAGUCUAUCGACUCAUUCACGACCAAGAGACAAUGAACAUGGCCUGUAAAAAGAGACUGCUCUCUCAUUGCAUAGACAUUGAGUUUACUGCACAACCUCUAUUCUCUUUUCAAUACUUUAAAGUGUUUAUAGAGACUGCCUCCUCUUACCUACCACCCACCACCAAAGAUUCUAUUUCAAUUGAUGUAUUCUUAAAGUUUAUGGCCAAGACCGACUCGUCACCACGACAAUACCUAGAUCUCAUCGUGACCAAGAUGAAAGGUACAUUUGGAAGUUUUGGAUCGGUUCGUACCGAUACAUUCAUUUACAGCUCAACAUAUAAAGUGUGUGAUAUAUGUCCGCUAGCAAACCGACUAUUACAAAAACAGGUAAUAGAGAUAUGUCUACGACAAAAUGGUAUCAAAUCAAAAUACAUUUCUAGUCUACUAGACACCAACUCGAUUAAUCUAGUUGCCAAAGAAAUGGAUUCACUCUAUAAAAGUGGUCAAUUAGAAAUGUUGGAAUGGUUAGCCAAUAACAUUACAUUUGAUUAUUGUCCACUUGACCAAGUUCAAUAUUGGUUUUCUAAACUACCAUUCCCAACUAUCAUCAAUACAAAGGACGACCGUCUAGAGGAUACAACAUAUCAUUCCUCUAUAGAUGUACUAUUAACCUAUUUCUAUAGAUUGGCAUUUAUAUAUUGGUUGGACGGUAAGAAAUACUUGGCUAUACAAUUACUACAUUCAAAGUUUGGUACGGUACUUGUAGAACAGGCUAAAAGUCAUUCCUAUAAAACAUCAAUGCUUUAUGCAAACACUCCACACUUUCAAAAUGUGUAUCAUCAAACUAUUGCUAGAAUAUCAUUCAUAUUGGAUAAUCCUACUAAAAGUAGUAGUAGUAGGAGUAGGAGUAGGUUACACCAAAUAUUUCAUUCUUGUCCAACUCUUUCAUUCUCUUUGAGUGAAAUUGAAUAA
This is a messenger RNA of Cavenderia fasciculata, 1254 nucleotides long. RefSeq lists its product as uncharacterized. Lineage: Eukaryota; Evosea; Eumycetozoa; Acytosteliales; Cavenderiaceae. Bases 1 to 1254 code for a protein of 417 amino acids. The transcript is spliced from 3 exons. The record is from RefSeq and is a predicted model, not a curated record.